CCCCACCGGGAGCCGUUCUUCUAAGCUACAGUAGAUCUUAAGGUUCUCCGCACGCCUUCGCGACUCCGGGUAAAUGUGAGCAACAAUCCCAGGCUAUUCCCAGCUCCAACAUGAUCCCACCAUGCGAUCCAGCAAUUCUCGAAAACAAUCCUCAAUUCAAAAAGCUCUACCAGCAUCUAACCACCGAGUUACUAAACCCUGAUGGCUCCACGCGCGCCAAUGACGCCCACCCGGCGCGCAAGGCCGUUCAGAAUGAAUUGAGGGAGUUGCAGAUUCGGAAUGCGAAGAGGCAGAUUAAGAAACGGGCGCUGGAGAGGGUUGCGCUGGAUUUGAGAAGUGUUUUACCGGAUGAGCUCCGUGAUCUCAUCGCCAUCAUAGCCCUCUAUCUCCAGUCCCCCAUACCUCCAGAAGAAUCCACACGAGAUAUCCGCGACGGAGAGGACAUGCUUUCUCUCCUAUCACCAGAUUUCGAAACAUUCCACUACAACGCCGAGAGCAUCGCGCGUGCUCUCUCGAAGCUCUUCUCUUCGAACCUAGACACUCUCCGAGCCAUCGCAGAAGCAGGAGCAGAGGCCUCUCAACAGGCACCGAUUUCUUCACAUAUUCCUUCUCUUGCGAAUCAGUCUCGUCUUCGCGCCCGUCCGCGCCAGAGUAGCGCCAGGAUGACACCGCAGGUUACGGUGUCUUCGCAGGUUUCUGCACGGAUGGCUGCUCUGCGAGCCCUUCAACUGGCCGAGCUUCCAGCGGCUAGGAGAAAGAUGGCAGCUACGGCAGCGGCGGUAUUUGCGGUGCGGGGAGAGAUCAUGGAACGAACGGUAGAGUUGCUGGAGCGGACGAAACAUGGGGCAUUAGCGAGAGCGUCUAAGUCGAAGGCGGAGCAUUUGGCGACGGUUGCUGAGGCGGUGGAGGGUAAAGUUCGAGUCAUGAAACUAGAAACACUCUCAGCCAUCUACACGCCCGACGCGCUCGCCGCGCUGACUAACUACCGCGACCAUCUCCAAGACACACGCAGAAGAUUGGAGGAGAAGGAAAAAUCUCUAAUCAAAGAACUCGAAUCCUACGAAGGAACAGGUUCUGCUCAAGAAAACAAUGCCGGCGCGGGAACUAUGGCUGAAAUCGCCCGGCGGUACGGAGCACUGCUCAAGGAGAUGGAAGCUGUCAAGAUGGAAGUCAAGCGGUUGGGAGGAUAGGAUGGUGGAUUAUGUUGAUUUUGCGUGGCGGCUUUCUUUUUCUUUUUCUUUUUUUUUUCGACUGUUUGAUACCCCUGUGAAUAUGGAUUCUGCGGUAGAUUGUAAUUGUCGCCUGUAUAGAUCUAUAGAUAUUUUACUAAUAGGAUAUCCAGUAUGGAC
This is a messenger RNA of Paecilomyces variotii, 1349 nucleotides long. RefSeq lists its product as hypothetical. Gene Ontology annotation, cellular component: HAUS complex. The record is from RefSeq and is a predicted model, not a curated record. The transcript has 4 exons. NCBI's taxonomy places the organism in Eukaryota, Fungi, Ascomycota, Eurotiomycetes, Eurotiales, Thermoascaceae. Gene Ontology annotation, biological process: spindle assembly. Bases 111 to 1190 code for a protein of 359 amino acids.